Messenger RNA from Cadophora gregata, 2070 nucleotides. RefSeq names its product putative actin patch assembly and actin polymerization protein, variant 2 (gene LSB5). The record is from RefSeq and is a predicted model, not a curated record. Gene Ontology annotation, biological process: endocytosis; actin filament organization; actin cortical patch localization. Gene Ontology annotation, molecular function: ubiquitin binding; phosphatidylinositol binding. NCBI's taxonomy places the organism in Eukaryota, Fungi, Ascomycota, Leotiomycetes, Helotiales, Ploettnerulaceae. The transcript is spliced from 4 exons. The coding region runs from base 862 to 1848 and encodes 328 amino acids. Gene Ontology annotation, cellular component: actin cortical patch.
AUCAUAUUAUGCCCAGCUCUCACCAUCGUGGGCUUCAUCUCCUAUGCGUGAGCCUUCGCACCGACGACCAUAACGUGAGCUACGGGCUCCUUCGAGCGUUGGAAUUCAUCUGUAACCCCGCUUUCAACAAACAAGCUACCCCGCCAUCCUGGCUGUGUCCUUUGUCCGACUUCAGUUCAUAGCUACCAAGCCGAGCAAUCGCCCAUAUCCCUCGUUCUUUUUCGGCUCCUCGAGACUUGUGCUUCUUAUCCAAGGAUUCUGCGUCUCUAUUUCUUUCUACUGUGUCGACAAGGUGUCAGCAACACGUCCCGAGACUGCCGGACUCUGAGAUAGGAUUGGGUAGCCGGUUAUCGAGUCUUCCCACACAUUAAAGAAAGUCACGGGAAGGUAUCGUGACUGCUGGAGAGGAAUUUCGCUGCUAUGUUCUCUCACGUAAGUCCAAAUGUCUCUCUCAUUGAAAUUCACACGUGGCCUGCCUAUGGACAUGUUGAGAACACGGGAACGGUCUCUAGAUUGCCUCGAAUCACCCAGGCUUGUCUGGUGGAAGCACAUCACCGUUCCUCCUUGAUCGCUUCAUGUCUGCUAAUGUGCAAUAUGGAUUUAUAGAAGAAGCCAUACUCGGCUGUCACCGUCGCUGUUGAGAACCUCACUAGUGAAAGCUACGAGGAAGAUGAUCUCGCAGGCAUUCCAGACUUGGUAGAGGCAAUCAAACUACAAGCAACGGGUCCAGCAGAAGCUGCUCGCUCGAUUCGGAAGAAGUUAAAGUACGGCAAUGUUCACCGUCAACUUCGUGCCCUUACUCUCUUGGAUGGCUUGAUUCAAAAUGCUGGAGCAAACUUCCAGCGUACUUUCGCGGAUGAAAUGCUUCUGGAGCGCCUGCGUGUUUGUGGUACUUCGGAUCUUUCUGAUCCGCUUGUGAGAGACAAGUGCAAAGACCUUUUCAGGCAAUGGGCAGUUGAGUAUAAAAAUACUCGAGGUCUCGAGCAAAUUGCAGGUCUUUAUAAGCAAUUACCUCGCCGAAAACAGGUUGUCACUCAAGACAGAUCCAAAGUUCUGCGCGAAACUGAGCAGAACCCCUUUGAAGGCGACGAAGAUGAAAGCCCUGCUUCGGCAUCACAAUCUCGUCAGACUUCGCUUGCUCAAUCUAGCAAGAGCUUCUCACCUAGUUACCCCACCAUGGCUGUCACAUUACCUGAUUCGAAAAAGUCAAAGAAAGAUAAAGACAAGAAGAAGAAUAAGAAGGGGAAGCCAUUCGAUUUGAACGCUGAAAAGGACAUCAUGAAGAACUGCAUUGCCGAAUCUUCGGUGGCAUCAACGAAUCUGUUGAAUGCGUUGCAAUUGGUCAACCGGGAGCGUGAACAGAUUUCCGAGAACCAAAACGCCGUACAGCAUUUUGAAUCUUGCAAGUUGCUUCGUCGAAAGAUUCUUCGUUAUAUUCAACUUGUCGAGUCAGAACAGUGGCUCGGCGCUCUUCUUCAUGCCAACGACGAACUUGUUACUUCGCUCAUGACAUUCGAGCAGCUUGAUCGAUCUAUCGAUGCUGAUAGCGACUCUGAUGAUGAGUUGGCUAACCAACAACACAUGUACAGAGUCAUGACUGAGAAAGGCAAGGAAACAGAGACUGCCCAGUCAUUAGCUGGUCUCAGUAUCGGUGGCAACAGUCCAAGCUCGCGUGCUCCAGCUCUGGCUCCUAGACAGCCACCGAGACCUGUUCAACCGCCACCUCCAGCACAGGAAGACGAAGAGGAUGAAAUCGAUGAAGAAGACGAGGACGAUCCUUUCGCGGAUCGUAAUGCUGUGAACACCCCGCAAGUCGAGAAGCGUGAACCAGUGUGGAGAACGAUUUGAUUUUCUUGGAGAAGUCAAAUGCAUACAGGCUAGGCUGGGAGAUGAUCAUAUUAGGUGCCGAGGUCCGGAAUAUGGCAUUGACCUGACAGCGAUGUUGUCACGCAAUGGAUAUGAGUAAUGCACGCCAUGACAUACAUUUUAAUUUAUUUCGCUGAACAUUCUUUGUCACUAUUGAAUUCAAAUCAAGUGAUAGAUCAUUAUUGAUUUCCGUCGCAUACCUGG